AAUCUCAAUUCCCCUUAACUUACAGAGUUGAAAAUGGAGGGAAAUUGAAUCAAUGAAGAUGGAAGAAGAAGAAAGAAAACAACUCUGUUUGGAGUGCCUUCAUCGUCGAAUAAAAUCGGAUUUUUCUGAUCAACUGAUUUUUUCUUAUGGCUUCUCUCAUUCUCCUCUCCCCUUCGCCUUCUCUGCCGUUGUUCAGAUGGCGAAUUCUAGUGGUGAGCCUUCUUCCGCUUCUCAGUUCAUUCUGGUGUAUAUCCCCAGCCAUCAAGGAGAUUGUCUCACCAAAUACGUUGAUGAAUAUGUUUUGGAAAAUCGAGGUGUUGAUGAUGACCUAACCACUUCACAGAAUUUGUUAUCGGGUAGAACUCAUAAUUUGUCCGAUGGGGGUGGAAAUUUUUCCAUGGAUGGGGUAGGAUAUGGAACUUUGAUUUGUAACCAUUCUAGGAGAUUCUCUUGCUUAAGAACAAUCACUGCAUUGUUUCCAGUUGCUCAGGUUGGUAUUUGUUCUUACUCUGCCUUGGAAGAGUUUACUUUUGACUUCUUGUCUGGGAAUCUUGAGGAUCAUGUGUUGUGCUCUCUCAGUCUCCUCAUUGAAGGGAAAGCUUCAGGGCGAGAUAGUGUAAAUUUCUUAAAUCUAAUUGGUAUACCAUCAUUUGAUGAGAGUAGCAUCCCUGGUUGCCUGAGGCAUCCAAACAUAUCUCCGGUGAUUGGGUUGAUUAAAACAUCUGGUCAUAUUAAUUUAGUGCUUCCAAAAACUCCAUAUACCUUGGAAAAUAUUCUUCAUUUUAGCCCCAGUGCUUUAAAAUCUGAGUGGCAUAUAAGGUUUUUAAUGUAUCAGUUGCUGUCUGCCAUAGCUUAUUUGCAUGGUUUAGGUGUUGCCCAUGGCAAUAUAUGUCCAUCCUAUGUAAUGUUGACUGAAUCCUGCUGGUCUUGGCUGUGUGUUUAUAAUAAGCCUUUGUUUGGAUUCAAUUUAAGUUCAAGAGAGGGCAGAUGCACAACUUCCACUUCCUCAAUUAUGGGUUGCUGCAUUGAGGGUUGUUCUUCUCAAGGACUUUAUGCUGAUUUGAAGCUUUCGCCACCUAUGGACUGGCACACUCAGUUUGACCGAUGGUGGAGAGGAGAGUUGAGUAAUUUUGAGUAUCUACUAUUCUUAAAUAAAUUAGCUGGAAGAAGGUGGGGGGACUACACAUUUCAUACCGUAAUGCCAUGGGUAAUAGAUUUUAGCAUGAAACCUGAGGAGAAUUCUGACUCAGGAUGGCGGGAUUUAAGCAAAAGCAAAUGGAGGUUAGCAAAAGGAGAUGAGCAGUUGGACUUCACCUAUUCAACUUCUGAAAUUCCACAUCAUGUAUCAGAUGAGUGCCUUUCGGAACUGGCUGUAUGCAGUUAUAAAGCCAGGAGGCUACCUUUGAGUGUUUUGCGUACAGCUGUGCGUUCUGUUUAUGAACCGAAUGAGUAUCCUUCUACUAUGCAAAGACUUUACCAGUGGACUCCUGAUGAGUGCAUCCCAGAAUUUUUCUGUGAUCCCCAAAUUUUUUAUUCUGUACACUCUGGUAUGACUGAUUUGGCUGUACCUUCAUGGGUUGGUAGUCCUAAGGAAUUUAUAAAAUUGCAUCGAGAAGCUUUAGAAAGCCAUCGGGUCUCAAGCCAAAUUCAUAAUUGGAUAGAUAUCACCUUUGGGUACAAAAUGUCAGGGCAGGCAGCUGUUGCUGCCAAGAACGUUAUGCUGCCUUCAUCUGAGCCAACAAAGCCAAAGUCAGUUGGACGCCGUCAGCUUUUCACUCUACCACACCCUGUACGUCAAACCACAACCUGGAAGAAACUGUCUAGUAACGGUGAAACAGCUAGAUCCAGGUGCCAAGUUAAUAAAGUGGAUAAUGAAAAUUCUGCUCUCUUUCAAGUUGCCAAUUUACAAGAAUUAGAAGACGCAUCUGCUUUUUCUGAACAUGCUCGACAUUUGAGUCCUCUGUAUUAUUACCAUCAAGAUGACUCUGCAAUGCACAUCUCCCCAGAAAAAGGUUUUUCACGUGACAGUGUCAGAGGAAGUUUUUCCAGUUCAUUUGGCGUUGGCAAUCAACAUGUGGUGCCAUCUGAUAUCAAUUUGGAUUAUCUUCUUGAGCAUAUUGAAGCUGAAGACGCAGCUUCCAUGGAAUAUCAGGAGUUACUUCUUUGGAGGGAGAAGUCAUCUCAUUCAAGGACUUUAUCUGAAGAUAUUGCGAAGGAUAUAUUUUCAAUUGGUUGUCUCUUGGCAGAACUUCAUUUGCAAAGGCCACUUUUUGAUUCAACUUCAUUGACAAUAUACUUGGAAAGUGGUGUCUUUCCUGGUGUGUUGCAGGAACUUCCUCCUCAAACAAAAAUACUUGUUGAAGCAUGUAUUGAAAAAGACUGGACAAGGAGACCAUCUGCCAAAAGUCUUCUGGAAUCUCCACAUUUUCCCACAACAGUCAAGUCAUCCUACUUGUUUAUUGCCCCACUUCAGCUCAUAGCAAAAGAUGGAUCUCGGCUUUGUUAUGCUGCAAAUUUUGCAAAACAAGGAGCCUUGAAAGCAAUGGGAUCAUUUGCAGCUGAAAUGUGUGUUCCCUACUGUUUACCUCUUGUAGUGACUCCUCUAUCGGAUACUGAAGCUGAAUGGGCUUACAUACUGCUGAAAGAGUUCAUAAAAUGCUUGACACUAAAAGCUGUGGAGACAAUGAUUUUACCUGCUAUCCAGAAAAUUUUACAGACAACAGGUUAUUCACAUUUGAAGGUUUCUCUUCUUCAAGACUCAUUUGUGCGAGAGAUAUGGAAUAGGGUUGGUAAGCAAGCAUAUCUGGAAACAAUACAUCCUCUGGUCAUAUCAAAUUUGUAUUUUGCUCCUCAUAAAAUCUCGGCUUCUGCUGCUUCUGUGCUGCUUAUUGGCUCUAGUGAAGAGCUCGGUGUACCGAUAACAGUUCAUCAGACAAUCCUUCCUCUAAUUCAAUGCUUUGGGAGAGGAAUCUGUCCUGAUGGAAUUGAUGUGCUGGUUAGAAUUGGUGGCCUUUUGGGGGAGAUUUUUAUUGUCAGACAAAUGCUACCACUGCUAAAACAUGUUGCUCGUUCCUUUAUUAAUGUUUCAUACACAAAUAAGUCUGAGCCAAUACAGAGCUGGGGAACUUUAUCCCUUAUCGAUUGUCUGAUGACACUAGAUGGUCUAGUUGCCUUCUUGCCAAGAGAGGUUGUUGUAAAGGAGCUUAUUGAGGAUCAAAGCUGCCUGUAUGUUACAGUUCUUCUGCAUACAAGUUUGGAAAUUACGGUGCUUCAGGUUGCUGCUACUAGUCUCAUGACAAUUUGUCAGCGGAUUGGACCAGAGCUGACGGCAUUGCAUGUUCUUCCACGACUAAAGGAACUAUUUGAUGAGCUUGCUUUCUCACAGGAAACUGCCAAUAGUUCUGGUUCUCUUGGAAGAAGCUUGAAGAUUCCCAAAACAAAAGUUGAUGGGGAGUCUCAAAUUGAAAGCCGGAUGGAUCUUGUGUUGCUUCUUUAUCCUUCUUUUGCAUCUCUUCUUGGGAUUGAAAAACUUCGGCAGUGUUGUGCCACAUGGUUACUUCUUGAGCAGUUUCUUCUACGGUGUCAUAAUUGGAAGUGGGAAAAUGCAGGAGAAUCAUCUCGAAUUGGUUCAGAGACUAUAGCUUCUAAAAGGCCUUUAAUGAGUAGUGGCUCAAGCUCUGAGUAUAAUCCAGCCAAACUUUUGCUUAAUGGGGUUGGGUGGUCAAUCCCACAAUCCCAAGGAAGUAGAAGUGCCAAAAACUUGAUGCCUCAAAGAUGGGUUUAUGAUGUUCAUCAGAGAUCAGUUCAAAGGCAUGAAGUGACCUCUAACCUAAUGAAACUUGAACCCUGGUUUUGGUUCCCUAAUCCAGUUGCUAGUUGGGAUGGGCCAGACUUUGUUGGGCGUGUAGGGAGUUUGAAAGAUGAAUUUACAUGGAAGAUCAGGGCAUCUGUUAUAUCCUCAGUCCGUGCACAUCAUGGAGCCUUAAGAUCUUUAGCUGUUUGCCGAGAUGAGUGUACAGUUUUCACUGCAGGCAUUGGUCCAGGAUUCAAAGGAACUGUUCAAAAGUGGGAACUGACAAGAAUUAAUUGCGUAUUGGGCUAUUAUGGUCAUGAGGAGGUUGUAAACGACAUUUGUGUCUUAUCAUCCAGUGGAAGGAUAGCAUCUUGUGAUGGAACUGUACAUGUUUGGAAUAGCCAAACGGGGAAGCUUUUAUCAGUAUUUGCUGAACCAUCCAUGGAUUCUGCUCAUCUUGGAAGUCCGUUAUCUCCUGUUUCAAAGAUUAAUGCUGAUCAGGCCAAUAUGCUGAAUUCCAAUACUUUAUCAAGUGGAAUAUUGACUAGUACAUUCGAUGGGAGCUUAUACACUUGUUUGCAUCAUUUAGAAUCUGUUGAAAGGCUUGUAGUUGGCACUGGAAAUGGUUCUCUCAGAUUUAUUGAUAUUGCCCAAGGCCAAAAGCUUCAUUUAUGGAGGGGUGAAUCUACUGAAUCAGGUUUUCCUUCUCUCGUCUCUGCAAUUUGCUCAUGUGGGUCUGGCACAAUGCAAGCUGGUGGAGCCAUUACUUCAUCAUCGUGGAUUGCAGCAGGAUUGAGUUCUGGCCAAUGUAGGUUAUUUGAUGUUAGGAGUGGAAAUGUUAUUGCCUCUUGGAAGGCUCAUGAUGGAUAUGUGACAAAGUUGGCUGCACCCAAGGACCAUUUGCUUGUUUCUAGCUCCCUCGACAAGACUUUGCGGAUUUGGGACUUGAGAAGGAAUUGGCCAUCACAACCCAUUGUUUUUAAAGGACAUACAGAUGGAAUAUCUGGUUUCUCUGCAUGGGGCCAGGAUGUUAUUUCAAUUUCCAAAAAUAAGAUUGGACUUUCCUCUUUAUCUAAAUCUGCCGAUGAAGAUAGGGAGUAUCGAAUUUUACCGCACAAACUCUAUAUGGCAGAUCAUGGAACGAAAAACUUGUCUGUGUUGUCGAGCAUAAGUAUUCUACCCUUCUCGCGAUUGUUUCUUGUCGGAACAGAAGAUGGUUAUCUAAGAAUCUGUUGUUAGAAAUGCCUUGAUUGGUCAAACUUUAAGCAGGAACAUGGAAGAUAAAUGGAGAGGACAAGACUCAAGAGGGAUCAAAUUUUAUUUCGAGCACAUACUAUUGUUUAGUUAAAGGUGGAGAGAAAUGGACGUAAAUAAGAAUGUACAAAUAGGCUCAGUGUAUGAUUCUUAGACAAAAUUAUUUUAUGCAUCUUCCUCGCAUCAACAAGAUUGUAAGAGAAAAAAAUGUAAUAUCAACUCACCUUUUUUGAUA
Messenger RNA from Pistacia vera, 5282 nucleotides. RefSeq names its product protein GFS12. Gene Ontology annotation, biological process: protein phosphorylation. Gene Ontology annotation, molecular function: protein binding; ATP binding; protein kinase activity. Bases 53 to 5032 code for a protein of 1659 amino acids. The transcript has 16 exons. Lineage: Eukaryota; Viridiplantae; Streptophyta; Magnoliopsida; Sapindales; Anacardiaceae. The record is from RefSeq and is a predicted model, not a curated record.